Hemibagrus wyckioides is the source of this 3301-nucleotide messenger RNA. It is a transcript of the gene ddx17, whose product is annotated as DEAD-box helicase 17. The coding region runs from base 636 to 2636 and encodes 666 amino acids. NCBI's taxonomy places the organism in Eukaryota, Metazoa, Chordata, Actinopteri, Siluriformes, Bagridae. Gene Ontology annotation, biological process: alternative mRNA splicing, via spliceosome. Gene Ontology annotation, cellular component: cytoplasm; nucleus; ribonucleoprotein complex. Gene Ontology annotation, molecular function: RNA helicase activity; RNA binding; ATP binding. The record is from RefSeq and is a predicted model, not a curated record. The transcript has 13 exons.
CUAAUCAGUAGUGUUUGUAGGAGGAGAGAGUGUACAAGGCCUACAUCCAAACUGCUCGCGCUUCGUCUAAUUCAUCGAGUCGGCUGUGUUUUAUACACAAAAACAAUAUUUGACUAAUUUAUUUUUUAUUAGUUUUGCAUUCUUCUCCAAGUGUGGCAUUAAAAAUCGCUGCAUUUCUGUUAAAUUUGAGGUCUUUCGUGUGCGCGUGUUGUUCGGUGGUUUGAAAACUAGCCAAGCUAGCUUCUUAGCUAGCAAAACAAACAAACAAACAAGAAAGACGAGCUUUCAGUUUAAACACGUUCUUAGACACGUUUAUAAGUGUUUACUUGGGGUAUUUCUUGAUUAAAGCGAGUGUGUCUAUUCAAGUAAGUUGUUAAUAGGACAAAUGUCAUUGUAUGCUAUUUUGUUUUUGCUUUAGCUGAAUAGCUAAUUAGAUAACGCUCAGCAGCUGCGGCUUGUCUGUGCAAAACAUUUAGUUGGUGAAGUAAAGGUAAACUACAGUAGAGUGUAGUUUACAGUUUAGUUUAAUCCCUUAAGCAUAAUUUGUUUGCAGAGUGUACGACAGAAAUUGUAGUUUAACCACAAAAUCAUAAUUUUACGUUUAAAAAAACCCUAAGUAAACAACGAUAACAAAAAUGAGAGGCAGCUCUUCGUACGGGGACAGAGACCGGGACAGAGACCGUGGACGGGACAGAGGGCCCCGCUUUGGGUCUAGCCGUGGAGGUCCGCCUCCUCCUAAGAAGUUUGGGAACCCUGGAGACCGGCUAAGGAAGAAGAAAUGGGACCUUAGUGAGCUGCCCAAAUUUGAGAAAAACUUCUACAGCGAGCACCCAGAGAUCCAGCGCAUGAGUCAGUAUGAGGUAGAAGAGUUUCGCAGAAAGAAAGAGAUCACUGUCAGGGGCUCUGGGUGCCCGAAGCCGGUGCCAAACUUCCACCAGGCACAGUUUCCUCAAUAUGUGAUGGAUGUACUGCUGCAGCAAAAUUUCAAGGAGCCCACAGCCAUUCAAGCACAGGGCUUCCCAUUGGCUCUCAGCGGCAGGGACAUGGUGGGCAUUGCACAGACUGGAUCUGGCAAAACACUUGCCUAUCUACUUCCAGCCAUUGUGCACAUCAACCACCAGCCAUACUUGGAGAGGGGAGAUGGACCCAUUUGUCUGGUUCUAGCUCCAACACGUGAACUGGCACAGCAGGUGCAGCAGGUAGCGUAUGAUUAUGGCAAGUCUUCCCGAAUCAAGAGCACCUGUGUGUAUGGAGGAGCCCCUAAGGGUCCACAGAUCAGAGACUUGGAAAGAGGUGUUGAGAUUUGCAUUGCCACCCCUGGUCGUCUGAUCGACUUCCUGGAGGCAGGGAAGACGAACCUGCGUAGAUGCACCUACCUUGUACUGGAUGAGGCAGACCGCAUGCUUGACAUGGGCUUCGAGCCACAGAUCCGCAAAAUUGUAGAUCAGAUUCGGCCGGACAGGCAGACAUUGAUGUGGAGCGCUACCUGGCCCAAAGAGGUGCGUCAGCUGGCAGAAGACUUUCUUCAUGAUUACAUCCAAAUUAAUAUCGGUGCCCUGGAGCUCAGCGCCAACCACAACAUCCUGCAGAUUGUGGACGUCUGUAUGGAGAACGAGAAGGACAAUAAGCUGAUUCAGCUGAUGGAGGAAAUAAUGGCGGAGAAGGAGAACAAGACCAUAAUUUUUGUUGAGACAAAGAAACGCUGUGAUGAGCUGACUCGCAGGAUGAGGAGAGAUGGAUGGCCAGCAAUGUGCAUUCAUGGUGAUAAAAGUCAGCCAGAGAGAGACUGGGUCCUUUCAGAGUUCCGCAGCGGUAAAGCUCCCAUCCUUAUAGCUACUGACGUCGCCUCACGUGGGCUGGAUGUGGAAGAUGUGAAGUUCGUCAUUAACUACGACUACCCGAACUCUUCGGAGGAUUAUGUGCACCGCAUCGGGCGUACUGCCCGGAGCACCAACAAAGGCACAGCCUACACGUUCUUCACACCUGGGAACCUGCGUCAGGCCCGUGACCUGGUACGGGUCCUAGAGGAGGCCCGACAGGCCAUCAACCCCAAACUCCUGCAGCUGGUCGACUCUGGACGUGGGUCAGGAGGAGGAAGGAUGCGUUACCGUGGCUCCAGCUCAAACAACCCGAACCUGAUGUACCAGGAUGAGUGUGAAAGGCGCAUGCGCUCCGUCGGCGGAAGUGGCGGGAACAGUAACAAGGACGGCCGGGGAGGCAGCAGCUACAGCCGAGAUGGUCGCUCAAGCCAUGAUGACAGAUCAUCCACCUCGUCUUCGUACCGAGAUCGCAGCCGUGAUGGGCGGAAUAACUACAGCUCAGGCGAUCAGUACCAGAGCUACAACAGCAGCGGAGCAGGAGGGUACAGCUCAAGGCCGGGUGGAGUUUCACAGUCAGGUGGUGGUAGCAAUAGUGGCUCAGGAGGGCAGCAAAAUCAGUCAGGACCACCACAGGGCCCAUUUAAUCAGGGUCCUCCUCCACCACCACAGUCUGGGACCGGACCAGGACCACAGCCCCUGAUGGCCCAGCAGUUUGCCCCACCUCCACCACCCCAGCCCAUGAUGGGAUUUAUGGGUCCGGGACAGUAUUCGUUCGGUCCCCCUCCACCACCCCCUCCUCAGCAGCAGCGAAAGUAAAACUUUUUAUUUAAAAGAGAAGUCAGAUUGUGUCAUAUCCAUCAAGUAGUGGUAUUUAAUCAUUCCUGACCCACUACCAGAGUGAAGAAAGUUCAGUAGAGUUCAGUGUUCGUCUCUAUCCGUAGACCUUUCCUUCCUCUCUGUUUUAAAGAAGUGUUUUGAUGUGACAUUUUGAGCAGGCCUGUCAUUCAGUGAUUGUGGAGGCAAGGACUAUACCUACUGAAUUCUCUGUUCAUCUAUACACUGAUGUGUCUGCUAUAUAUAAAUCUCUUGCUCUUUGUCUGUGGAACUGCUAAGUGGAACAUCUUUUAAUCAUUCACGGACUGAGAUUCGAGUUUGCGUAGAGGAGAAAAUCAUUUACCAGAACUAGGCUAAUGAUUUAUUAUGUUGCUUUUCAUUUAACAGCUUUUACUUUUAUAGCUUUCCCCUCUGGGUAAUUGAGUUUUAUUGUUCUCCACUAUAAUGUAUAAUCCUUUCUCUUUCUAGCUCAUUUAGGCCUGUUAUUUCUGUUAGCAGUAGGAGUACAGAUCACGUUUUGAUGGCAACCAUUUUUGUGAACAUGCUAGUUGUGUACAGUAGGUUGAAUAAGCUAGCCUGGGAUUUGUAUCCUGUUUUGAUGAUUUCUACAGUUUCAUUUUUAAUAAAGGGGGUUGACCUAAAAAAAA